Messenger RNA from Malus domestica (apple), 582 nucleotides. NCBI's taxonomy places the organism in Eukaryota, Viridiplantae, Streptophyta, Magnoliopsida, Rosales, Rosaceae. The record is from RefSeq and is a predicted model, not a curated record.
AUGGCAAAGAUCAUUAAACUUCGACCAGAACACAACAUUCCUAAGGCCGAAGAGUUGAAAGGAAAGACGUAUUACAAAUACCAUAAUUUGAAUAAGCAUACCAUAAACAACUGCGUUGUGUUUCGUGAUGCUAUUCAAAGUUGGAUAGAUAAAGGCAAGAAAAAUUUUCUUGAGAAAAAGAUGAUUGUCGACGUUGAUCCUUAUCCUUCGGCGACAGUUGGCAUGGUAAAUGCUAAUUUACCCAAAAACAAAGGGGAAGGGAAAGCCGAGUUUAAUCCAAUACAACACAUCCCAAGGAAAAACUCUCGGCCUCGACUCAAGAUUGAUCUAUUUUCAAACGAGCCACCUACACAGUUUUCGAGACCGGCCAUAAUCGAAUCCAUUUCAGACACCAGUGCAGAGGAUGCUGAGGGACCGAUGGUUUUGUGUAGCCGUUGUAAAGCAUGCGUCAUCCUAACCGAGCCAAAGGAAAAACUACAUCAGGCUCCAACACCACGACAACCAUCCAAGGCCGCGGCAACACCUUCAAAGAAACUCGGCGGAGGCCAGCGCCAGAAGGUGUUCGAUAGGCUCAGCCCUUAA